UCAUAAGAGAUGGCUUUAUUUCCUGAGUGGUUGGUAGUUAUAUAUCGAAUUGUCAUUCAUGCAGAGUUGCAGUUUUUUGGGUUCUAUAAAUAAUAUUCCAAACUCUUUCCACUUGCACAUGCAGUUUCAACAUUUACUCGUCCUCUCCUUCUUCUUCCUCAAACUUUAGUCUCCUUCUCAGAGAGUUCAUCAAUGGCGGCCAUUACUACUGACUGCAGUAUGUUGAAACCUCAUGUUGCAUUCCUCCCGAGCCCCGGAAUGGGCCACAUAAUCCCUCUGUUAGAGUUCGCCAAACGCUUGGUUCAAGAUCACGGCAUACGCGCCACCUUCUUCCUCAUCUCCACCGAGGCCUCAGCCGCUCAAAACGAUCUCCGCCGCUCAACGUCUCUCCCCGCCGGCCUCAACAUCGUCGAAAUCCCAGACAUUGACAUGUCGGGGAUUCUCAACGACGACAUGAAAGUCCUCACUCGGAUUUCGGCCAUCGCCGGCGAGUCGAUCAAGAUUCUUCCGUCCAUUAUUAAGCGGCUCCCGGAUCUCCCGAAAGCUCUCGUCAUCGAUCUGUUCUGCACCCAGGCUUUCGAUGUCUGCAAAGAGCUUUCCAUCCCCAUUUUCUCUUUCUGGACCGCUUCUACUUGCCUGCUUGCGCUUUCGCUCUACCUUCCGACGCUCGACCGGGAAGUCGUCGGCGAGUUCGUUGAUCUUCCGGGGCUAAUUCAGGCUCCGGGGUGUAACCCGAUCCGCCCCAAAGACCUUAUAGAUCAGUUAACGAACCGGAAGAUUGAAGAGUACAAGUGGUACUAUUAUCAUGUUAGCCGGCUGCCGUUAGCCGCCGGAAUAUUCGUGAACAGUUGGGAGGAUAUCGAGCCAGUGGAUCUUCGCGCUCUGAAAGAAAACGCUUUCUUUCAAAGCAUUCAGAUUCCGCGUGUUAUUCCGAUCGGGCCGUUGAUCAAAAAGGACGAAGAAGUUAACGGAAAUGGAGCGGAGAUUUUGGCUUGGCUUGAUGAUCAGCCGCCGGAAUCCGUUUUGUUCGUGGCGUUUGGGAGCGGCGGGAGUUUAUCGACCAAGCAGCUCACCGAGCUAGCUUGGGGGUUAGAAAUGAGCCAACAAAGAUUCAUUCUCGUGGCGCGUAAGCCGAACGACGCUACCUCAUCUGCUUCAUUCUUCCGCGCCGGAGGUAGCGACGACGGAGAUGAUCCGUUACUCUACUUGCCGGAAGGUUUUGCGAAUAGGACGGCCGGCAAGGGGCUUGUGGUGCCCAACUGGGCCCCACAAGCGGCGGUGCUCGGCCACGCUUCAACCGGGGCUUUCUUAUCUCACUGUGGGUGGAACUCGACGCUAGAAAGCGUAGUUCAUGGCGUCCCCAUGAUUGCUUGGCCGCUUUACGCGGAGCAAAAGAUGAACGCCGCCAUGUUGUCGGAGGAGGUUGGUGUGGCGGUGAGGCCAGUGGCGGCGGCCGGUGAGGAAGUGAUUGGAAGAGCAGAGAUCGAGAGGGUGGUUAAGUUGGCGAUGGAAGGAAAGGAAGCCAUAGCCAUGAAGCGCAGAGUAAAUGAGCUCAAAGACAGUGCAUUAAUGGCACUGAAUGAGGGUGGGCAAUCCUAUAAUAAUAUAAGUAGCUUUGCUCAUACCCUUCUCGAAUAGGACUUGCUAAUUUUCUCAUCACAAUUUCUCUAUCAUAGUGCAUUGGUAAGGUGGCAUGAACCAAAGUGGACCAUCCUAUAAUAAUUUAUGCAUCUUUGCUCAUAUUUAUUUUUUUUUUUCGAGAAUAAUGAGGGUGAGUUUUCUUUGUCAA
Messenger RNA from Ipomoea nil (Japanese morning glory), 1789 nucleotides. Its product is annotated as anthocyanidin 3-O-glucosyltransferase 5-like. The coding region runs from base 193 to 1638 and encodes 481 amino acids. Lineage: Eukaryota; Viridiplantae; Streptophyta; Magnoliopsida; Solanales; Convolvulaceae. The record is from RefSeq and is a predicted model, not a curated record. The transcript has a single exon. Gene Ontology annotation, molecular function: UDP-glycosyltransferase activity.